Molecule: messenger RNA, 1139 nt
Organism: Acaulospora colombiana
Lineage: Eukaryota; Fungi; Glomeromycota; Glomeromycetes; Diversisporales; Acaulosporaceae
Source: the annotation of a GenBank genome assembly
CGGUUAUCUCCGCUCUUCCUUUUGAACUCCUCAAUCCGGAGCCUAUUUUUCACCUAAACCUCCCAAACGGUGCAGUUGACACGCCUCAAACGUAUUCUAUGUUCCAAAGGGCGAUGGAAAGGAUCAGUAUGAACCCAGAACUAGCGGAUGAGGUAUAUGCACUGUAUGGGGGAGAGCGGUACCCUGCUUUGCCAGACGGUGUUCCAGACUCGGAGAAAAGAGACUUGAGCGAUGACUCUCUGAACGUCCUAGUCGAUCUGGAUCCCGGACGAAUCAAAGCCAUUUGUGCUCAAAACGGGUUCAAUCAUCCGAUCGGCCCCAAGGAUGCAAUUUAUUUCGACAAAGAAGAUGGAAUGUCUUGCCUCCACAUCUUCCCAUCCUAUUUCAAUCACUCUUGUGUUCCGAAUGCAGGAUAUGCUGCUCUCCCCCAGUAUUUGGCCAUUCGCGCGCUACGUGCAAUCAAAGAGGGAGAAGAAGUAUUCCUUAGCUAUGGAGGCUUCGCCGGAAACUUGAACCAACGUACCGACCGCCUCAAGAAAUGGUUCGAUGGGUGCGACUGUCGACUGUGUCUCUGCGAUCGUGGUACCCCUCCUGCUCAGACUCAGAAGAGGCAAGAGCUACUGAACGGGCUGCUCACUAGCUCAAGUGGACUCCUCAAGGAUUUCAAGGAGAAAGUGCAACAAAUCGAUGCAAGCUAUCCUGACAAUUACCCCAACCUUCGAUGGGAAGCUUUCCGCGCGCAUGGUCGGCUCGCUCAAAUCCUGAAGAUCGUACAGGAUAGAAGUAGGAAUCAUUCACAAUGUCCGGAGAUCGUUCAGUCGGGAAUGGCUGCAUUGGAAGCGAUAGGUGCUCUAGUCACAGAUAAAAGCAUGGCUCCCGAGCCAUCUAGAAAAGAAACUGAAGGCGAAGGGUUACCUAUCUCUACGGAUCAAGUUCCUUAUUUAAUACCCACUGCGGUAUACAUAUGCCUGGACAUCAGUCAGUGCUUCAAGAGAAUGGGCAUAGAUUGGAGGGCGAUGCAAUGGCUGAAGGCAGCUAUAUGGAGAGUUUGGGGGGAUGAUCCUGUUCAAGAAAACAUAGGACGAAAUCAGGCAAAGGUAUCCGGAAAUCCAGUCGUUCUGGGAAGAAAUGGUGCCUAA